Lasiosphaeria miniovina is the source of this 1852-nucleotide messenger RNA. RefSeq lists its product as uncharacterized. The record is from RefSeq and is a predicted model, not a curated record. NCBI's taxonomy places the organism in Eukaryota, Fungi, Ascomycota, Sordariomycetes, Sordariales, Lasiosphaeriaceae. The coding region runs from base 131 to 1651 and encodes 506 amino acids. The transcript has a single exon.
GAGGGAGGGGUCCUGGGCAAAGGUGAGUUAGUACCUCAAUCACGCUAAGAAUCUCGGCUUACCAGAUUUCAAUACCCAACAACUCUGCCAGGACCGAGUAUACCUCGUCAUAGCCACCAUAGUGCUCUUUAUGCGCUCCUUGAGCGAGUGUAUCAUCGUUGCCGUGGUCAAAAACGGCUCAGCCCUCCGACGCGCUGCCCAAGGGCCAUACGAUAUCACAUACGGCACCUUGACGUGCCUAUACCUGGUCUUCAUGGGCCUGCAAGCCUGCCAGAUCGUCUUGAACCCCGACAAGGGCACCGCGGACGCCGAAAACGUGCAGUCGGACGUGCGCGCCUGGAUUCUCGGCAGGCUCGAAAAAGUGACGGAGAAUCGUGUGCACACGGCGCCGGCGUUGAGCAGCAUCCUCGACGACGCCAGCGCGGAACUCGCUCUGAUCCUGGAAUACGGCCCGCUCUCGCUCACCUCGGGCCUGCCGGCGGAUAAAAAGGCCAAGGUGGCCGAGAACUAUGUCAAGCAACUCCGCCGCCACUUCUCGAGUCUCGCCCCUCAGCCCAAGACGAUGCCCAUCAUCCUGCCUCAGCCUCCUUCCAACGGCCGCAUCAGAAGCACUCCGGUCGGCAGGCAGAGCUUACCGCCAAUGCCCAGCUCCAGCGCGUACGAGAGCCUGCGGAGCAGCUCCAAUCCUGAAAUGAGGAAGCCGUCGUCGGUCCCAGAUAUGCGCGGAAACCGGUUCGCUCCUUGCGGACUCCGCGAGAAUCCCCCGGCUGGCUCUGUGCCGUGGCAGCUAAACGUUGUCCCGAUCGAGGAACACCAGCCUCUGGCCGCAUACCACCUGCCCGCGCAGCCCUUUGGCAGUGGUGGUGGCCGCUUCGUCCCGGCAAACCCCAACGCGCCCAGUUUCGGCCACAGAGCCCAAGCAGCAGCAGGGUUCGUCGGUGGGCAGGGGCAGGGGCAGCAACAGCAACAGCAACAACAACAGCAACAGCAACAGCAACAGCAACAGCAACAGCAAAAGCAACAGCAACGCAGACGGUUCGGAACUCAGGAAGGCAGUAGUAGCAGUACCUCUAUCAUUUUCGGGGCCGGCAUUGGUCAGGCUCAGGCUCAGGCUCAGGCUCAGGCUCAGUGGUAUCCGCCCGAGAGCUACGCACCGCAGCCCCAAGCCUACCCUGCACAGAGUCCGCCGCAGAGCCCAGCACCGCAAGAGAGCUCGCCGCAGCCGCAACCGCAACUGCGGGCCCUGUACCCGCCGCCGCUGCUGGCUCAGCAUUACAUGCCCCAGUACGCACCGCCGCACGUAGAAGACGCCCAGACAGCAGCGCCUCAGCCUGCGCCAACCCAACGGCGGAGGUUCGAGCCGGCGCGGGAUCCUGCCGUGUCUCCCGCGCCGCCACAGGGCCCGGUUCAAGUCCCGGUUCAAGUCCCGGUUCCAGUCCUCCCGGUUCAAGUCCCGGUUCAAGUCCUCCCGGUUCAAGCCCCUAAGGCAAGCCAGCAGCAGCAGAGGUAUCAUCCGUGGUUUGCCCCGGAGAGCCUCCCCGGCCAGGUGGUAUAUGCCGAGACUGUGACGGAUUCGGAAGUGGGGUCGACGAGAUCGCCUGUCAACUUUGACUAUGCGCUGCCGGAUCUGGGGCAGCGGAAUCUUCCUUGAUAUGUAGUAGCCAGAUUGCCUCGCCUAGUUAGUUAGUUGCUGUGGUUUUUUUCUCAAACUAAACAAACGCCCCGAGGAGUGUCUGCGGCUUGGAGCGGAUACAGGUAAGGUACCUAGUUAGUUAGUAAACAAAGGGUCAUGAAAAUGAACAAGGAGGCAACGUUUUUCCAAACCAACCGCGUUUCCCUGACUGACCGUGAU